AUGCGUGAGGUUAUCUCUAUCCACGUUGGACAAGCUGGUGUCCAGAUCGGAAAUGCCUGCUGGGAACUUUAUUGCCUGGAGCACGGAAUCCAGCCCGAUGGAACCAUGCCAUCGCAGUCGACAAACGAGGGCGAAUCUUUCACCACCUUCUUUUCGGACACGGGAAAUGGACGAUAUGUUCCCAGGGCUAUCAUGGUCGACCUGGAACCCACUGUCAUUGGUAUGAAGUAUUUGACAUCAACCAACUAAUUUUAUUCUUUACAGAUGAAAUUCGCACCGGUACCUACAAACAACUUUUCCACCCUGAACAGAUGAUCACGGGCAAGGAAGAUGCCGCAAACAAUUACGCUCGUGGACACUACACCGUUGGAAAGGAACUCAUCGACACCGUUCUCGACAGAAUCCGCAGAUUAGCUGACAACUGCAGCGGUCUUCAAGGAUUCUUCGUAUUCCACUCGUUUGGCGGUGGAACAGGAUCCGGGUUCACUUCUCUCCUUAUGGAGCGAUUGUCCGUUGAUUACGGCAAAAAGAGCAAGCUCGAGUUCUCAAUCUACCCUGCUCCUCAGGUUGUCUUUGUAUUACUUUUCAACUUUUCACCUGUAUAUUUUCAAGGUUUCGACAGCCGUGGUUGAACCGUACAACUCGAUCCUCACAACGCACACGACCCUCGAGCACUCCGAUUGCGCAUUCAUGGUCGACAACGAAGCCAUCUACGACAUUUGCCGGCGAAACCUCGAUGUUGAGCGUCCUAGCUACACGAACCUCAACCGUAUCAUCUCGCAGGUUAUUUAGAUAGAAAUUCUCCUAAUAUGAGUUUUUUUUUCAGGUAGUUUCGUCUAUCACCGCCUCUCUUAGAUUUGACGGCGCUCUCAAUGUUGAUCUCAACGAGUUCCAAACCAACUUGGUCCCAUAUCCUCGUAUUCACUUCCCACUGGCCGCCUACACUCCCCUGAUCUCUGCCGAAAAGGCUUACCAUGAAGCGUUGUCGGUCAACGACAUCACAAACAGCUGCUUCGAGCCUGCCAACCAAAUGGUCAAGUGUGACCCACGACAUGGAAAGUACAUGGCCGUAUGCCUGCUCUACCGCGGAGACGUCGUUCCAAAAGACGUUAACACGGCGAUCGCCGCCAUUAAGACUAAGAGAUCAAUCCAGUUCGUCGACUGGUGCCCCACAGGCUUCAAGGUCGGUAUCAACUACCAGCCUCCGACUGUUGUUCCCGGCGGAGAUCUCGCCAAGGUUCCCCGUGCUGUUUGCAUGCUGUCAAACACCACCGCUAUCGCCGAGGCAUGGUCACGCUUGGACUACAAGUUUGACUUGAUGUACGCCAAGCGCGCCUUCGUUCACUGGUAAGCUUGGAUUAUAGUCUCUUUUUUUUUGUUUAAAAAAAUUGUUUCCAGGUACGUCGGCGAGGGUAUGGAAGAAGGUGAAUUCACGGAAGCCCGUGAAGAUCUCGCAGCACUUGAAAAGGACUACGAGGAAGUGGGAGCCGAUUCUAACGAGGCUGCUGAUGACGGAGAGGAAUACUAA
Messenger RNA from Caenorhabditis auriculariae, 1528 nucleotides. Lineage: Eukaryota; Metazoa; Nematoda; Chromadorea; Rhabditida; Rhabditidae. The record is from the annotation of a GenBank genome assembly.